Messenger RNA from Cydia splendana, 723 nucleotides. RefSeq lists its product as uncharacterized. The coding region runs from base 1 to 723 and encodes 240 amino acids. The record is from RefSeq and is a predicted model, not a curated record. The transcript has a single exon. NCBI's taxonomy places the organism in Eukaryota, Metazoa, Arthropoda, Insecta, Lepidoptera, Tortricidae. Gene Ontology annotation, molecular function: catalytic activity.
AUGGCGACCAUCGAAUUUUUACAGGGGAACCUCAACCACGAUGCCAAGGCCCAGGACCUCUUCCACCAGAGCAUGGCACAGUGGUCGAUCAACAUUGCGAUAGUAGCGGAGCCCUAUAAAGUCCCCGACAGAAUCGACUGGGCCGGGGAUCUGGACGGAACCGUGGCCAUAACUACGCGGAGCGCCGCCGGCUCCAAUCCAUUCAAGAGCGUUAUAAAAGGUCACGGCUGCGUCGCAGCGGUCUGUGGGGAUUUGGCGGUAGUCGGAGUAUACUUCUCUCCAAACAAAACUCUGGCUGAAUUUGAGAGCUUCCUUGUUGAGGUCGGUGCUCUUGUUGGUCGGCUACAUCCCACCCCGGUCAUCGUGGCUGGCGAUUUUAACGCAAAACAUGCAGCAUGGGGAUCCCCAGUGACGGAUCCACGGGGACGUACUCUUUUGGAGUGGGCAAUUGCGGCUAACCUGGCAGUCGCAAAUAAAGGAACGGCAAACACGUGCGUGCGCCAAGGGGGUGGCUCUAUUGUAGACAUCACACGUUUACGAACGCUGCCCUGGCACGCCGUGUUCAGGGAUGGGAGGUACUGGUGGAUGUCGAGACCCUGUCAGAUCACCGUUACAUCCGGUUCGGUGUCUCUGCACUCCCUAGGCUCUCUCUCCCAAGACGGAAUGACCCGGUCCAAAACUGCCCACGCUGGGUACUCAAAAAACUCGACCGAGAAGCCCUAG